UCGUUUAUUUGUUUAUCCGUUAAAUUACAGUUCAGUUCCGAGUUAGAUCAACAUGGAGAACGGCCAGGAAAGCACAGGAGACAGUCGUCUGGAUCUGGCCGUCACGCAGUGGCUGCAGUAUGACAAGAAUCCAAAGACGGCUGCUGCUGUGCGGUCUAUGGUUAAGGAUAGAGCCAUGUCAGAGCUGCAGAAGUGUUUCGGGGCCCGUAUGGAGUUUGGCACAGCGGGACUGAGAGCCGCCAUGGGACCUGGAGUGUCCUGCAUGAAUGACCUCACCAUCAUACAGACCACGCAGGGUUUCUGUGCAUACCUGGAGCAGUGUUUUACAGAUCUGAAGCAGAGGGGGGUGGUGAUCGGCUUUGAUGCUCGCGCUCACCCUCCUAGUGGCGGCAGCAGUAAAAGAUUCGCCUGUCUUGCUGCUUCUGUCUUGAUCAGUCGAGGCGUCCCAGUCUGCCUCUUUAGUGACAUCACACCCACUCCAUAUGUGCCUUUUACCGUAUCACAUCUGGGACUGUGUGCUGGUGUGAUGGUAACAGCCUCUCAUAAUCCCAAACAAGAUAAUGGAUACAAGGUGUACUGGGCAAAUGGAGCUCAGAUCAUUCCUCCCCAUGAUAAGGGCAUCGCUGCAGCUAUUGAACAGAACCUUGAGCCGUGGCCUAAAUCAUGGGACACAGAUGGAGCUCUUCAGAGUUCCCUACUCAAUGACCCAUACCAGGACAUACACAGAGAGUACUGUAAAACCAUACAACAGCACUGCUUUCACAGGGAGCUGAAUAAGAAUUCCGAGGUGAAGAUUGUCCAUACCUCAGUUCAUGGGGUGGGCCAUGUUUUUGUCCAGGCUGCCUUUAAGGCCUUUGAUCUUCAUCCUCCAUAUGCCGUGGAACAGCAGAAAGAUCCUGACCCAGAGUUCCCCACCGUCAAAUACCCCAACCCUGAGGAGGGAGAGGGAGUCUUGACGUUGUCCUUCGCGCUUGCAGAUAAAGAGGGAGCAACUGUUAUACUGGCAAACGACCCUGAUGCUGACCGACUAGCUAUUGCAGAGAAACAGGAGAGUGGGCAGUGGAGGGUGUUCUCUGGGAAUGAGUUGGGUGCUUUACUCGGCUGGUGGAUUUUCCAGUGCUGGAAGCUGCAGAAAGGAGAGGGAAAAGCCUCCAUUAAGGAUGUGUACAUGCUAUCCAGCACAGUCUCUUCAAAAAUCCUCCGUGCCAUUGCUGUAAAAGAGGGCUUCCACUUUGAGGAAACUCUAACAGGCUUUAAAUGGAUGGGAAAUAGAGCCAGAGAGCUUAUGGACCAGGGAAAGACUGUUCUGUUUGCUUUUGAGGAAGCUAUUGGUUACAUGUGUUCUCCUGCAGUUUUGGACAAGGAUGGUGUGAGUGCGGCUGCCAUCGCUGGCGAGUUUGUCUCUUACCUGGCUUCUAAAAAGAAAACUCUGUCCAAUCAACUCCGAUCCAUUUAUGAGGAGUACGGUUACCACAUUUCCAAGAAUUCCUACUUCAUCUGUCACAACCAAGACACUAUUAAACAGAUGUUUGAGCGUCUUCGGAACUACGCCGGGGAGAAUUCGUACCCUAAAGAUUGUGGGGGUUUUGCCAUCACAGCAGUGAGAGACCUCACGACUGGUUAUGACAGCAACCAACCGGACAACAAGGCCAUUCUGCCCACCAGUAAAAGCAGUCAGAUGAUUACCUUCACCUUUGCUAAUGGGGGCGUGGCUACAAUAAGAACCAGCGGAACAGAGCCUAAAAUCAAAUAUUACACCGAGCUCUGUGCUGCACCAGGAAACAGUGAUCUUAACCAGCUGAAAACUGAACUGGAUAACUUGGUUGAUGCCAUCGUGGAACACUUCUACCAACCAGAGAAAAACAACUUGACUCCUCGACCAGAGUGAGAGAAACUAUCACUCAGGUUUACAAUGAUUUUGUCUAAUUCAGCUAUUAGUCUUAACAUACCACACUUAAUAAAACUUACAUAUUCUGGGUCUCAGUCUAAAGA
This is a messenger RNA of Carassius carassius (crucian carp), 1992 nucleotides long. RefSeq names its product phosphopentomutase-like. The transcript is spliced from 13 exons. The record is from RefSeq and is a predicted model, not a curated record. Gene Ontology annotation, molecular function: phosphopentomutase activity; magnesium ion binding. Gene Ontology annotation, biological process: carbohydrate metabolic process; purine ribonucleoside salvage. The coding region runs from base 53 to 1888 and encodes 611 amino acids. Lineage: Eukaryota; Metazoa; Chordata; Actinopteri; Cypriniformes; Cyprinidae.